Messenger RNA from Leguminivora glycinivorella, 1058 nucleotides. RefSeq names its product proteasome subunit alpha type-5 (gene Prosalpha5). The transcript has 5 exons. Gene Ontology annotation, biological process: proteasome-mediated ubiquitin-dependent protein catabolic process. The record is from RefSeq and is a predicted model, not a curated record. Gene Ontology annotation, cellular component: proteasome core complex; proteasome core complex, alpha-subunit complex; nucleus. The coding region runs from base 128 to 859 and encodes 243 amino acids. Lineage: Eukaryota; Metazoa; Arthropoda; Insecta; Lepidoptera; Tortricidae.
CCGUACUUGACAUUUCGUUCGUCGUUUCGUUUGCUUGCUUUAUUUGAUCGCUUCCAUCAAGUCAUUUUUGAUUACUCACUGUAAUUUGUAAUUGUGUUAAAUCUUACUUUCAACUAAAAUAUAAAAGAUGUUCCUUACCCGAUCUGAGUAUGACCGUGGUGUCAACACCUUCAGUCCCGAGGGAAGGCUGUUCCAAGUGGAAUAUGCUAUUGAAGCUAUUAAACUAGGGUCUACGGCGAUAGGAAUUUGCACAUCGGAAGGAGUAGUCUUGGCAGUCGAGAAGCGUAUCACGUCUCCCCUUAUGGAGCCGACGACUAUUGAGAAGAUUGUUGAAGUCGAUCGCCACAUUGCUUGUGCUGUGUCAGGCCUCAUGGCUGAUUCCAGAACACUAGUAGAGCGCGCUCGUGUGGAGUGCCUGAACCACUGGUUCGUGUACAACGAGCGCAUGAGCGUGGAGUCGUGUGCUCAGGCCGUCUCCAACCUUGCCAUCCAGUUCGGAGACAGUGACGAUGACAGUGGCACGGCCAUGUCCAGGCCUUUUGGUGUAGCUGUUAUGUUUGCAGGUAUUGACGAGAAGGGACCCCAACUGUUCCACAUGGACCCCAGCGGCACGUUUGUGCAGUAUGAUGCUAAAGCCAUCGGCUCUGGCAGUGAAGGUGCUCAGCAGAGCUUAAAGGAAGUAUACCACAAGUCAAUGACCCUGAAGGAGGCGAUCAAGACAGCCCUCACCAUCCUCAAGCAAGUGAUGGAGGAGAAGCUCUCCGAGAGUAACGUGGAGGUCGUCACCAUGACGCCCGACGCCAUGUUCCAUAUGUACUCCCGUGAACAGCUGGCCGAGGUCAUUAAGGACAUACCUUAAGUAGAUAGACGGGUGGUGUGGUCGGGCCUUUAUUGUCUAUGGAUUAUACUCUGUUCUUUUCAAUACUUCAGGCCGCAUGGAUUGCAUUCUCGCGAGCGAGUCUAUAGGUACAGAUGUAGUGCGAAAAGCUUUCGUAUUGUUACGGAAACGUACGAACGUGUCAUGCCAUUACAGUCUCAGUACAAGAUGUACUGACAUU